Molecule: messenger RNA, 2755 nt
Organism: Bipolaris sorokiniana ND90Pr
Lineage: Eukaryota; Fungi; Ascomycota; Dothideomycetes; Pleosporales; Pleosporaceae
Exons: 1
Biological process (GO): secondary metabolite biosynthetic process; amino acid activation for nonribosomal peptide biosynthetic process
Cellular component (GO): cytoplasm
Molecular function (GO): catalytic activity; phosphopantetheine binding
Source: RefSeq, a predicted model, not a curated record
AUGGAUGUCAACUGUGCACUUCUGACUCCAUCUAUAGCACGGCUGCUAGACCCUAGUACCGUCCCUACCCUUAGGAUACUAGUUAUUCAAGGAGAGCAGGUCAGCUUUGCAGACUGGGAUAGGUGGUCAGGCAGUGUUCGGAUAAUGAACGCAUACGGACCAACAGAGUGCACUAUCUGCUGCAAUGUAUACGAUAGUAAACAAGGGUUUAAGUCAGGCAUCAUCGGGACGUCGGUUGCUUCAGUAAGCUGGGUGGUGGACCCUGAGAACUAUAACAGGCUUGCGCCGUUAGGGUCAGUUGGAGAGCUACUAGUAGAAGGGCCGAUCCUAGCGCGCAGCUAUCUCAACGACGCAGAGAAGACAUCAGCCGCCUUUGUUAACGAUCCUGCCUGGCUGCUAGAAGGCUGCAGAGGCUAUGGUGGGCGACGUGGAAGGCUAUAUAAGACAGGUGACCUAGUUCAAUACGACAGCGAUGGCAACCUGGUCUGCCUAGGCCGCAAGGAUAGCCAGGUAAAAGUCCGUGGCCAGCGAGUUGAGCUUGGCGAGGUCGAGCACUAUGUGCGAGAGUGCCUAUCGGAAGCCAAGCAGUUGGCAGUUGAGGUGAUUGUACCAGGAGAGGGAGGCCAUGCGAUGCUAGCAGCCUUUGUACAGAUCAACAACGAUACUAACAAUGCACUAUUUAUAGAUAGAGGCGUCAAGACCAACUCGAUGGCGCGUGUACUGUUCCUAGCAGAGGUAGAAGCAGAGCUAGCAGAGCGACUGCCUAGGCACAUGGUGCCGACUGUAUUCUUUGCGCUUUCUCAGUUUCCUAUGACAACGUCCGGCAAGACAGACCGCAAGCAACUUCGAAAGAUCGGAGCCUCUUUCACGGCCCAGCAGCUGGCAGAGAUGCGGACGUCUAGCCAGGGGCCAAAGCGGCAGCCAUCAACAGAGGCCGAGCGGAUGAUGCAGCAGCUAUGGGCGCGCGUGCUCAGCAUCGAGCCGAACAGCAUUGGGCUAGACGACAGCUUCUUCCGUCUAGGCGGCGACUCGAUUGCGGCUAUGAAGCUGGUGAGUGAGGCUCGCAAGACGGGCCUGCAGCUUUCUGUCGCAGAUAUCUUCCGCCAUCCUAACCUCGCAGCCUUGGCCAACCAGGAUACUCAGCAGUGUAGCACCGUGGCAGAAGAGGUGCCUGCCUUUUCUCUACUAGGUGAAGAUGUAGAUUCUGUGCAAGUUUGCGAGGAUGUAGCUGCUGUAUGCAGCGUCGACGCGAGCGUCAUCGAGGACGUCUACCCUUGCUCGCCCUUGCAAGAAGGCCUAAUGUCAUUGACGGCUAAGCGAGCAGGUGACUAUAUCAUGCAGAGCGUGUUAGAGCUGCAGGCCGACAUAGACGAGGAUACCUUCCGAGCUGCCUGGCAACAAGUAGCGUGGUCAACAGCCGCCUUGCGCACGCGCAUCGUGCAACACAGCGAACUUGGCCUGCUGCAGGUUGUUGUGGCAGAAGACAUCCAGUGGAUCGAGGUUAAGGGUCUAGAAGAGUAUCUUAAGGAGGACAAGGCAGCCUCGAUGGGGCUGGGCGACCCGCUUGUACGCUACGCACUCGUUAAGGAACACUACAGCGGGAGGCGCUGGUUUGUAUGGACGAUUCAUCAUGCGCUAUACGACGGCUGGUCCCUACCUCGGAUCCUGCACGCAGUCCAGCAGGUCUACAGCGGUGCCGCACUGGAAAAACAACCCAGCUUCAAUACUUUCAUCCAGUACCUCAACCAGCAAGACCAGGAGGUGGCCACGUCGUACUGGCAGACGGCCCUUGCUGGCUGCGAGGCGGUCCUAUUUCCGCCGCUGCCGUCGAUGGUUGCGCAGCCUGCCGCAGAAACAACAGUCGAGUACCAGUGUCCGCCAUUCUUACAGUCAGCCACUGACAUAACGACGUCAACGCUUAUCCGCGCAGCGUGGGCGAUUGUUGCUAGUCGCUACACAAGCUCAGACGAUGUAGUGUUUGGCACCACCGUCACAGGACGCAACACGCCCGUUGUUGAUAUCGAUACAAUAGUUGGACCAACUAUUGCAACUGUGCCGGUGCGAGUGCGCGUACAGGAUCAUCAGACUGUGUCCUCCUUUCUACAAGGCUUGCAGCAACAGGCUACAGAGAUGAUCGCACACGAACAGACAGGCCUGCAGCGCAUCGCCAAGAUGGGGCCAGGCCCCCAACAUGCCUGCGGCUUCCAGACGCUGUUCGUCGUGCAGCCCGCAGAUAAUGUGCCUAGUAGUGAUGACACGCUUGGAGAGUGGCGCAGCCGCUCAGAGUUACAGGACUUUACAACAUACGCGCUGAUGGUGCAGUGCACGCUAGCGGCAGAGGGAGUACAGAUCAUGGCGAGCUUCGAUAGACGCGUCAUCGAGCAGUGGAUAGUAGAGAAGAUGCUUGCCCAGUUCAGCUUUGUUAUGCUGCAGCUAGCCGAGGCGAGCGCAGAUAGUAAGGUGGCAGAAAUCGACACUAUCACGCCAGCAGACCGCCAGCAGCUGUGGGCGUGGAACCAAGACGUACCACCCACAGUCGAACGAUGUGUGCACGACCUGUUUGCCGAGAAGGUAAAAGCACAGCCCGAUGCGCCUGCUAUCUGUGCGUGGGACGGCGAGAUGACGUACAGCGAGCUGGACGCGCUGUCAAGCCAGUUGGCGGGCUACCUGGUGCAGCUCGGUGUCAAGGGCGAAGAAGUGGUGCCGCUGUGUUUCGAGAAGUCGAUAUGGACCGUUGUAGCCAUGCUGGCCGUGC